GUCGCUCGUGUCCCGCGCAGCGCCGCGCAACGUUCGAAAUUCGAAUUCAAAUUUCAAAUUUCGAACUCCGGACACUUCGAAUCCGUUAUAUUCGUAUUCAGACUCUCGUGUGUGUUAUGAUUAGAAUAAGACCGUUUUUGUGAUUUGUGAUAGUCAGUCUGAAAUUUAUUGUGACAAGUUGACAUCUGAAGUGGUUAAAGUUCAAUUCGCGUUCACCUUUGGGUUAAAUGGAUAUUUAGAUUUUAUGAAACUGUGAUUUUACAUUUUAAGUGCAUUGUGUGUGUUUGAGACUAAAGUGACUUGCUCAUUAUAGUGUUUGGACAGACAUGGGACGGCCGCUAGUGACGUGAUAUACGCGAUGCUACGCGUUUCCGUGACGCAGUUAUCGACCGUCGAACUAGUGUAGUGCUCCAUCGAUACGUCAGGUUAUACCACGAAUGAACACACUAAUGCUGACAACAACUGGAUCGGUAGACGAUCAGCCUUUGGACAGCAACAUGUCAUUUUCAUCAUACAACAUGAUGGACUCCGGCGGCGCCAUCGACUCCCCCCCAACCUACCACCGGAGCUACGAGCAAUACGUCCAGGGCGGCGUCGAGAACAGCACCGACUCCACCCAAGAACAAACCAGCCCUGAACUAGUCGUCUGGUCUACUUUACCCUACGGCUUAGACUAUAGAACUCAGUACGACUACAGGCCUUAUGAGACGAGAGACUAUUCCCCGCAGCAAUACGUUCGGGCGCCAUUUGCGACGAAGAUGGGACAGUCGAAAGCGCUUAAGGAGGCCAGGAUACGGAGACCUAUGAAUGCAUUCAUGGUGUGGGCGAAGGUUGAGAGGAAGAAACUGGCUGAUGAGAAUCCGGACCUGCAUAAUGCGGAUUUGAGUAAAAUGCUAGGUAAAAAAUGGCGCUCGCUGACUCCGCAAGACCGACGGCCGUUCGUGGAAGAGGCCGAGAGGCUCCGAGUCAUUCACAUGACGGAGCACCCCAACUACAAGUACCGGCCACGGCGGCGGAAGCAGAACAAGACACGGCCCAACCAGCCCGCACCCCCCGCCAGCGCGCCCCCCACCUCCACCGCCCUCGGCUCCCCCUACGCCACCACGACCGACUCGCCCGACGCACGGUUCUCCCACAACCCGGGCGCCGGCUUCUCGCCUUACAGAACCUCCCCCCUUGCGUCAGACUACCAGUCCAACCAGUUCAACGGCCACGUCCAAACUCCAGAGUCUUCCCCCGCGAGGUCACCGGAACCCCAAGGACGGAGGAGCGCCCCGGCCGAAGCCCCGCUCCCUACCCCUGACGCGUCACCAGUAGAAAAUGAGAAAGAGAACUUCCAGUACGAGGAGCGGCGAAGAGCCAUCAACGCUUCCAUGUCGGACUCCUACUCCCCUUACAAGACAUACAGGACGCCUGGCUCGUUCUCCCCGGCUCCUGUUGCCGCUAUGGGCAUGGCUAAUGGCAUGUACGUCAUGUGCACGCAAAGGACUUUAGCGGAGCAGCCGCCUCUCGUCACCGGAACGUUCUUUCCUCCCGUGGCAACCUCCCAAGACCAGCAGACGCUAGGCACGUCCACGCCCAGGGUAUCGUCCGCUCCGAGCGGCCAGAUGAACGCCGAAUACAGCAUCCAGUACCACCCGUACGAGUACGAGCACAUUUACAAAACGGAAGACUCUUACGUCGCGCAAUCGCACUAUCCUGAACAGCCUAAGACCGAGUACGAUACCGGAGGCGGGUACUUCUCAGAAGAGCCGCCUGCCAAUCAGGAAUCGGAGCAAUUCAUGAGCCAGCGGCCUGAGAUCAGGACCGGCUCGCCAGAGUCCGAUGUGGAUGCGAGGGAGUUCGAUAAGUACUUGGACUAUGCUCCAGAGCAGAUGGAGCAGCACCAAUAUAGAUACGAGCAGCAGCAGCAAGGGUACAGGCCGCCGUACUGCCCGGAGCAGGCGCCAGGGCCUGAAUACUGUUCUGAGAGGAUGUACCCGUCUCCGUACGCGUCGGUGAUCUCCGGGCCGCCGCCCGCGGGCCCGUACCCCGCGCCCGCCGCGGCGCUGGCCGAGGCCCGCACGGAGGACGAGUUCAGCGUCAUCCUUGCCGGCGUCCGGCAGACGUGCUACAGCAAUUAAUCCUCUCCAGCCUUCCUAUUAGUAGCCCAAAGAGUAUAUUUCCACAGUUUUGUGAUCGAAUCAAUGUUUAAAUUCCUAGUAAGAAUUAAAUUCUGAAUUAUGACUCUUGCGUUAGUUUGUAAUUGUAAAUGCCUGAAACGUUAUAAAGUUUUCGUAUGAUUUAAGUAGGAUGUAGAUUUUGUAUUAUAUUGCCGGUUGUAGGCGACCAUCGUGAAGUAUACUGGAUAUUUAUAAUAAAAUUAGUAUUUCUUUUUAUGUUGGACGCAGCAUGUUGACCAGUGAUUUAGAAUUUAUUUGUGCAAAUAUUUGAAAUAGAAUCUGAGUCUAACUAUAAUUCUGUUUCGCUAGAACCGAAAAGAAAUUCUUGCAUACCUUGCAACGCUCACGCAAAAUUCUUUGCCGAGAAUCGGCCACUUAGGAAUAAAUUUAAACUCAUUAGGCUUGUGGUCCUAUAAUGCCUAGCGCAUUUGUAAAUAUGGACUUUUUUAACGACUACACUUCCGUAAUACGAGUAAUCUAAAGUUUUAUUCUGAUUUAAACUUUGAAAAACUAUAUAUUGCAGUUAGCCAACGAUUUAAAAUCGUGAUCUUGGUUAUUAUAUUGGUGCUAUGAAAAUGUCCAUAAUAACCUUAAAACUGUAUUUGCACUACGAGACAGCAAUUCCUAUGUAAAAUAUUAUUUAUUUGUAGCUGUCGCACUUUGUAUAUUUCUUAGGUAAAAUUAGUUUUUAAAUUAAUGUAACUCUCAAUAGAGUUCUGUUGAAUUUCUAAUUUAAGACGAGAAAGUAUUUUUUACUAGUUUUAAAACUUCUUUGACUGAUUAUUUUUUUAACAGAUUUUUUUUAUGUCUGCCAAGAUUUACUUCCAACUCAAAAUUAAAUAGUAGGUAUUGCAUAAUUCAGUUAGUUUUUAAACUUUCAAUAUGGACAAUUCGAAAGUAUAAUCAUUUUUUUAACAUAUUCUAAUAUCUUAUGUUUUUAUAAUGGGUCUCACACGAAAUUUAGACCAAACUUCACAAAAAUGCGAGGGUGACCCGUUAGAAAUAUAUAUACUUAAAUAUGGUAAACAAAAAAGACGUAUAUUAAUUUUAUCACUUAAUCAAUAAAUCUUUUGACCAUGAUUUCUUGCUUUAAAUGUAGUAAAAAAUACUUGACUAGAAUAAUCAAAUCAGUUCUUCCAAUAAUGCUACAGCCACACAUUAUAAAUUUUUCUUUGCGAAUUUUGCAUUAGGAUAAAUUUGAAAAACCUGAAAAUUAAAAAAAAAUACAUUAAUAUAAUAUACCAAUACGACUAAGUAUAAUUAUUGUGUCUUGUUACAAAUUAUUUUCUAAAUUAGGUACCUACACAUUUUUGGAAUCUACCCCGAUGCACAUUAAAAUUUACCUUUUUGCCUUUAUUUUCUUUUACGUAGGUACUUUUUUUUCUCAAGUGUGGUUUUGUAGCAUAUGCUUGUAGAUACUAGUUCGUAAGGCAUAUUUUUAUAUCAUUUAUUUUAGCUUAAUUAGUUUGAAUAUCUGUAUAAAUUGUAAGAUCUAAAAUAUCUCAUAUUGUACUAAAAUAUUAGAACUUGUUAGUUAAUAUUGUAAUUUUAACAAAAGACACUCGCACUGCGAAAUUAAGUUUUUCCUAUUUUUAAGAAAAUUUAUAAGGAGCAAUAAAAUUUAUAUUCUACAAUA
Molecule: messenger RNA, 3798 nt
Organism: Cydia strobilella
Lineage: Eukaryota; Metazoa; Arthropoda; Insecta; Lepidoptera; Tortricidae
Gene: Sox15
Product: transcription factor Sox-17-beta.3
Exons: 4
Coding region: 438-2123 (561 amino acids)
Biological process (GO): anatomical structure morphogenesis; cell differentiation; regulation of DNA-templated transcription
Molecular function (GO): DNA-binding transcription factor activity, RNA polymerase II-specific; RNA polymerase II cis-regulatory region sequence-specific DNA binding
Source: RefSeq, a predicted model, not a curated record